Molecule: messenger RNA, 2291 nt
Organism: Populus nigra (black poplar)
Lineage: Eukaryota; Viridiplantae; Streptophyta; Magnoliopsida; Malpighiales; Salicaceae
Product: cyclin-T1-4-like
Exons: 7
Coding region: 272-2056 (594 amino acids)
Biological process (GO): regulation of transcription by RNA polymerase II; positive regulation of DNA-templated transcription, elongation
Cellular component (GO): cyclin/CDK positive transcription elongation factor complex; nucleus
Molecular function (GO): cyclin-dependent protein serine/threonine kinase activator activity
Source: RefSeq, a predicted model, not a curated record
AUCAUUUAGCUCCCCCCAAGCUCUCCCACGUUUUACAGUACUAGACGCGCACACACAACAAAAGCAAAACCUCAAAAAGCCUAAGCCGCGAAGCCAGGAAGACGAAGAACGCCACCAACGACGUCGCUCCAGCAAGCAAGGCUUUCUUUUCCCCUCCCUCUCCCUCUCGCAGGGUUUAAUUAUAAAAUGCUUGCUGGUGAUGAAGUGAUAGAAGACUAGUUCUCGACGUAGUAGUCGAAUCUUGUUUGUCUUAUCCUGAUAUUGGAAAACUAUGGCUGGAUUAUUGUUACCUGGGGAAUCUUCACAUUAUGGGAAUUCUGAGGGCGGGCCGUCCAGGAGCUCUCAAGAAAGGCCAGAGGAAGGGGAUCGUUGGUAUUUUUCAAGGAAAGAAAUAGAAGAGAAUUCCCCAUCAAGAAGAGAUAAUAUUGACUUGAAGAAAGAGACAUAUCUACGGAAAUCAUAUUGCACGUUUUUGCAGGAUCUUGGCAUGAGAUUGAAAGUGCCCCAGGUAACCAUAGCCACAGCAAUAAUAUUUUGUCACAGAUUCUUCAUUCGCCAAUCACAUGCAAAUAAUGAUAGAAGGACCGUAGCAACUGUGUGCAUGUUCCUUGCUGGGAAGGUGGAAGAGACUCCUCGUCCACUAAAGGAUGUUAUUGUAGUUUCCUAUGAGAUAAUGCACAAAAAAGAUCCCGCUGCAGCCCAGAGGAUCAAACAAAAGGAAGUAUAUGAGCAACAGAAAGAGCUUAUUUUAAUUGGGGAGAGGGUAGUACUUGCCACGUUGGGUUUUGACUUCAAUGUUCAUCACCCUUACAAACCUCUAGUUGAAGCAAUAAAGAAAUUUAAGGUUGCACAAAAUGCCCUUGCUCAAGUUGCAUGGAAUUUUGUCAAUGACGGGCUGAGGACUUCGCUCUGCCUGCAAUUUAAGCCCCAUCACAUUGCGGCAGGUGCCAUUUUCCUUGCUGCCAAGUUCCUCAAAGUGAAGCUUCCAUCGGAUGGUGAGAAGGUCUGGUGGCAAGAAUUUGAUGUCACCCCGCGCCAGUUGGAGGAGGUUAGCAAUCAAAUGUUGGAGUUAUAUGAGCAAAACAGAGUGCCCCAAUCACAGGGGAGUGAGGUAGAAGGAAGUGCUGGAGGUGGGUCAGGGCAUCGACUGCUGACUAGAACUCCAGCUGUAAGUGAGGACCAUGUUUCAAAGCAGACAUCGUCACGAGCAGCCCCUGAACCUGUGUGCCAAGAUAUCAACGUGGCACCACCAAGAAACACCCAUACUCAAAAUAAUGCAAAUGGGAGUGGAGAAACUGAGAGUGUUAUUACCGAUCACAAGGUUGAGGUAGAAACUAGAGACAAUCAGCACCAUGAGCAUGUCUCCCACAAGGAAAUCACUAGAGAGGACCCCAAUAAGGUCAGGUAUGAGGCAGAGCAAAUAGGGGAAGAAGACCAAAAAAGAACUGCAGGGAGAAAUGAGGGUGCAGAAGCUGGAGAGUGGAGGGAUGAUGCUGUAUCGCGCAAGUCCAGCAGCAUAUCUGGUAGAAAUUUAGAUCUUCGAGAAGGCCCAGUUAACCAGUCCCCUAAAGAUGCUAUUAAGAUGAUAGACAAGGACAAGGUGAAGGCAGCACUUGAGAAAAGGAAGAAAUCUCGAGGGGAGACGACACGAAAAAAGGAUAUUAUGGAUGAGGAUGAUCUUAUUGAAAGGGAACUAGAAGAUGGGGUUGAGUUGGCAGCUGAGGAUGAGAAAAUCAAACGAGAGAGAAGACAGAGCUGGUCUAAUAAUGAUCAUGCAGAAAUUGGGGAUGGAAACCACAUGAUCAUGAAAGGGCAGUCAUCACGGGGAUUGGAAGCAGAAUAUGUAGAAGAAGGGGAAAUGUUAGAUGAUGCUUCUCCCGUGCUGAAUGGCCGAAAAAGAAAAGGGAGCCCAGCAGAAAGGCAGUCUGAGGGAAAGAGGCGGCAUGAUUAUAUACCGAAUCACAACCGCGAUACCAUAGAAGAUGGACACAAGAUGGGCAAAAGUGGUUUUGUGGACAGGGAGCACAGAAGGCAUUCUCAAGAUAAUCACUUGUGAGGUAAAUGUUAAGCUCCCUUUGUAUUUUGGUUAUGUGAUCAGCAUGAUCUUGGCUGAACACUGCUUUGUAUGAGUUUGAUUUUGGAUUGCCUGUAUGGCAUAUGUCUUCAUACAUGAUAAUGAACGGGACGCUUCAAAUUUUGAAAAUGGCAGAGCCUCCCAAAAAAGAAAAAGAAAAGGAAAGGAAAGGAAAGGAAAAAGAAAGAAAUGAAAGCUGUCAUAUUUAUUCACUUAA